AUGUCUGCAGACGGACACGGACUUCCCGACAACGCGGUCAUGGAGGCUCACGACAUGAUGCACCAUGCCGAGCAAGAAGAGCACGAGCACGAAGCCGCUAUGAAGCGCGGGAUCACCGAUGACAUGGCUGAAGCCGAAUACGACCUAAUACACGGUGCCGAGGAGCGAGCGGCUCGGGAUGAGAGGAGACGAAGGGGGUCUAUGACCAAGGUCAAGAAGACCAUAGAAAAACUCAUCCCUGGGAGACAUUGA
Annulohypoxylon truncatum is the source of this 252-nucleotide messenger RNA. RefSeq lists its product as uncharacterized. The transcript is spliced from 2 exons. The record is from RefSeq and is a predicted model, not a curated record. NCBI's taxonomy places the organism in Eukaryota, Fungi, Ascomycota, Sordariomycetes, Xylariales, Hypoxylaceae. The coding region runs from base 1 to 252 and encodes 83 amino acids.